Hibiscus syriacus is the source of this 1050-nucleotide messenger RNA. RefSeq names its product eisosome protein SEG2-like. The record is from RefSeq and is a predicted model, not a curated record. NCBI's taxonomy places the organism in Eukaryota, Viridiplantae, Streptophyta, Magnoliopsida, Malvales, Malvaceae. The coding region runs from base 1 to 1050 and encodes 349 amino acids. The transcript is spliced from 3 exons.
AUGCUAUUAGGUAUUCAGGAGGCUGCAUGUGAACACAUCGAGUUUGUUAACAACCUCACGGUCGAUGCCCUGGAGCAAAUCGGGACUGAUGUGUGUUUUCCUGGACAUACUUGGUGUAAAUCUACAAUUGGAGUAUACACCAUCAAUAGGUUAGAUCUUCAUCGACCAUCAAUGGUAUGGUUCACUUUCCUUAGAGCUCAGAAAAGAAAGGAAGGCACUACUGAGGGUAGUGCAACUACUGACGCUGCUCAACCGUCUGCAUCACAAGCUAGCUCUGCCAUCCUAGAGUUACAGAGUGCUAUAGCAUCUGUUGCAGCAAAACAGAAGGUUUUUCCAACACAAGUGUUUAAUGAUCUUAACCAACCAGCAAUGUCAACUGAAGAAGACAGUGCGGCCAACACUGAGGAGGAGGAUACAAAAACAGAUGAGGAUGAUGAUUACAAAGAUGUUAAAGCAGAGAAAGAUGAGGAGGAGGAAGACAUUGAUGAUGAUGAUGAUGAGAAGGAUGACAAGGUGACUUAUUCGGAAGCAUCUACAGAGCCACUAGCUGUUGACUCUGAGGAUGUCAACAUACUCAAAGAUGAUGAGGAGCAAACUAGUCACCAAGAGAAGGAAAAGAGUUUGGAGCUAGAUAAAAACCUGGAGAAGCAAGCUGAUCGACACUUGCUGGAUUUGAAUGAUGAUCAAGCUGCGGAUGGGGCUGCAGCUACUGAGGAGCUUAAUUUGGAUUCUGAUCAGAUUACUAGCAAUAUUGUUGUUGAGACUAUGAAAACUGGUGCAACCAGUCCACCUAAAAGCUCUGUAGCUAAGAAGAUUGACAGUGCUAAGGGACGCAUAGAAGAGCCAAUAAGUCAAACACCUAUACCUGCAUUGAAGGUGAAAAAUAUUGCUGCAACAUCUACUACUCCAGUCCCUGAUGUUGCUGUGGUGAAAGUCACAUCAACGUCAACCACUCAAAAGCGUAAGAGCUCGAUAAAGGCCAGGGUGAAUGCCAAGCACGUCCGACCUAGUUUGAUCGGCUCAUGCAAGAGCCCAUGGAAACCCAAUUAG